UCCAGCUUCGUUAACUUCGUUGAGUGCAUUUUCAUAAUUUAAAAUAUAAGUUCUAACGAGGUUGCCAGUCGCUUUUUCAGUAAAUUGACUUUUAUACGAAGAAAUACGGUGGACAUAUAAAGAUUUAUUAUAGCUUUGCAACCAUUGUAGGUAUAUGUCGAGCUCAAAAAAUAGAUUUAUAAGUUGAAGGAAUCCGAGGCUCCAAAUUAUUGAAUUUGUUCAUGUGAUCUACAGUUAUAUAAACCAUUUGAUAGUGAAAAAUGGCAGUGUAUGCUGUAGCAAUAGCAUUAGCUAUUUCUGCAGCUAUAGCUUUAUAUUUUAUAUAUGAUGAAUAUUCAACUGGACCGGUAAAUAACCAUCCACAUAGGCAUAAUUAUUACCAAUCACCAGAUCAGCAAUCAUUUGACGAUAGUGAAGAUAUAUGCUCAAUAUGUUGCAUGCCAUUGGUAAUUGAAAAUACGUUUAAAUUGAACUGUCACCACCUUUUUCAUAAGAAGUGCAUUGAAAAAUUUGUGCAACAUGCACAAAAACGACUUGUUCCACAAGUGUGUCCACUCUGCAGACAACCAUUCAAGUUUUGA
Molecule: messenger RNA, 581 nt
Organism: Habropoda laboriosa
Lineage: Eukaryota; Metazoa; Arthropoda; Insecta; Hymenoptera; Apidae
Product: RING finger protein 121-like
Exons: 4
Coding region: 261-581 (106 amino acids)
Biological process (GO): protein ubiquitination
Molecular function (GO): ubiquitin protein ligase activity
Source: RefSeq, a predicted model, not a curated record